AUGGAUCAAAGGUCUGUACCCACUCUGCUGGAGAUUGCUGCAAAGAGUCUGAUGAGUAAUGAGCCUGGCGGUAUCCACGCCCUGCAGGUCCUUCCUAAACAAAUCUUCAUUCAACUGUUCACCACUGCCUUCCUAGGCAGACACAAGAAUAUGCUGAAGGAAAUAGUGAAGGUUUGGCCUUUUCAGUGUCUGCACAUCGGGACAUUGGAUAUAGAAGAAUCACCCUAUGACAUAUUGGAAGCCUUGGUGGAUGGUCUGCAAUUCCUCCCCACCCAGAACUCUUCUUCAGGGGGCUCCAAACUGAGGAUCCUGGAUUUAACACAGUCCUCGCACCAUGGAAUAACUUGCUAUUACAGGGCAAAAUACCAAUUCUGUUUCCGAUCCUGUAUUUAUUCUCAGCACUCUAUCCUUAAACUAGAAGAAUCCCAGGAUAGAGUUAGGUGCCUUGGAAAGGGUGCUUCAGAGUCUGAGUCUGUAUCAGCCAGGAAACGCAUUGAGUUAUUGGUGGACAUUUCCUUUAGUUGUACCAUGAGAAUAAAGCAAUUCAUUUCUUUUCUUAAGACUAAGGUUGAGCAGAGUGCUGGAUCCUUGCACAUCUGCUGCAGAAAAUUGCAAAUUGAUACCAUGUGUGUGCACACAAGGAGCCUGCAGUUCCUGGAUGCAGCAUGCAUUAAUCACUUGGAAGUGAAUCGGGUUCACCUGAAGAAUGUCAUCAGCCUUUUUCCUCAUUUGACCCACUUGGAAAUCAUUAAGCUAACUGCCAUUCCUCUUCAUUCUUGUGAGGGGAGAAACUUCAACUUUUUUCUCACCUGGCUAGGGAAGCUGGAAAUCCUUCAGGAGCUCAGCUUGUCUUCCUUCAGCCUCACAGAUCAGCUGCACAGACUGCUCAGAGUCCUGAAACCUCGGUUGACUACAUUGAGUCUGUCUCUCUGUCAUCUUUCUAAAAGCGAUAUAAUUGUCCUGUCCCAGAGCUUUCAGGCCACCUGCUUAAAACAACUAAAUCUGAGUAACAACAAGAUAUUUCGGGAUGAUUAUGAGCCCUUUCUGACUCUGCUGGAGAGGGUCUCAAGCACCUUGCAGCAUCUGGAGAUAAACAACUGCAAAAUGACUGAUUCUGUUCUCUCUGCUCUACUACCACCCCUGAGCCGCUGUUCCCAGCUUCGUGUCUUUAGCUUUGCCUUUAAUGCCAUCUCAAUGCCUGCACUCAUAAACUUUUUGCAACACAUAACAACCUGGAUGAAUCUUCGGUAUGUGAUUUAUCCUAUCCCUGCCCAUUGCUAUGAGCACUCAAAUUUUCACGUCUGUGUGAACCGACAGAAACUUGCAGAAGUGCAGGCCCAAGUGAAGCACAUAUUACAAGUGGCAAAGCGGGAAGACAUGUACUGCUCCAUUUCUCGUGCAUAA
Messenger RNA from Sorex araneus (European shrew), 1404 nucleotides. Its product is annotated as melanoma antigen preferentially expressed in tumors-like. Lineage: Eukaryota; Metazoa; Chordata; Mammalia; Eulipotyphla; Soricidae. The record is from RefSeq and is a predicted model, not a curated record. Gene Ontology annotation, cellular component: cytoplasm. Bases 1 to 1404 code for a protein of 467 amino acids. Gene Ontology annotation, molecular function: protein binding. The transcript is spliced from 3 exons.